Seminavis robusta is the source of this 1617-nucleotide messenger RNA. The record is from the annotation of a GenBank genome assembly. NCBI's taxonomy places the organism in Eukaryota, Bacillariophyta, Bacillariophyceae, Naviculales, Naviculaceae.
AUGGAAGAUCCCGACAAUGUCCCACCCGCCGACGAUGUCCUGAUGCGCGAAGCCACGCCGUCGCCCAUUACUACUACUACCAAUAACAACAACAAACCCCCCACCAAAAAAGCCAAAACGACAGAAAUUAGUUUCUUGACGGGCAAAGAAGGUGUUUGUCGGAUUGAAGUGGCCCGUGUGGAAUGGCUGACCACGGCACCGUGGCAACGCACGACGCAAACCAAAUCGAGUGGCACCGGCUUUUGCAUUCGCGAUGAAUUGCUCUUGACCAAUGCCCAUGUCGUCAAGAGUGCCGUCGAUAUUCGGGUUCGGAAACACGGGAGUACGCGUCGGUAUGCCGCGCGGGUCGCUGUGUAUGCCCCGGAUGUGGAUUUGGCAUUGUUGGAAAUCAAAGGUGCCGAUGAAAAGAAAGAAUUCUUUGGGACACACGACGAUUUGGCACUGGAAUUGGCAAAAGAGCUUCCGGCAUUGCAAGAAAGUGUGCACGUCGUUGGGUUCCCCACGGGUGGAACGACGAUUUGUAUUACCGAAGGAGUCGUCAGUCGCAUUGAUUUGGUCUCGGCAUCGGCAUUCAACAAUUUACUCGCCAUUCAAAUUGAUGCCGCUAUUAAUCCAGGCAAUAGUGGAGGACCCGCCUUUGACAAACAGGGUAAAGUCACGGGUGUGGCAUUCUUCAAGAAUACGUCCAAAAAGACAGACAAUGUCGGAUAUCUGAUUCCCUCUUCGGUAGUAGAAACAUUCCUGGGUCGCUGUCAAUUGGAUCGCGACGAACAAACCAGUCUCUACACACUCUCCCCAUCCGUCCCGUACGAUUGGCAUCCCCUCGAAAAUGCCAGUUUGCGGUUGGCUCAUAAAGUACCCAGCUCGAUUCACGGCGUGCUACUCACGAGUGUCUCCAAUACACUCGAGGGCAUUUUAAAAGUGGGCGAUGUUCUCACACAUGUCGAUGGAAAAGCGAUUGCCGAUGAUGGACAAGUGGUACUGCGACGAGAUGAACUCAUUCAACACCGGUACCUCCUAAGGGGCAAACGCGUCGAUGAACCGACAAUCUUCACGGUCUUUCGGGAUGGACAAGACAAUCAACAGUGUCCCCCGUCUGUGUUGCGGAAUAUACCCAGUAUUUGUCUGCGAUGGAUUGAUGUCGAUUAUCCACCGGAUUAUCUCAUUCUCGGUGCACUCGUGUUGUUACCCAUGUCGUGGGCGUUGCGAUCGCACAAACGAUGCGGUACUCGAUUGAUUGGGGAUUGUAUUGAUUGGUGUCAAAAAUGGCCGCAAGAUUGGGAGGGCAAGACGGGGUUGGUCGUAUUGGUGGAUAUACUGGCACAUGAACUCACAUUUAGUUAUAGUCGACCUUGGAGACGUGUCACGGCAUACAAUGGGACACCGGUCUUGUCCAUGGAGCAUUUGAGAGAUUUGUGGCAACAGUCCUGUCAGGAUUCCAAGGCGGCUGUCGAAGCGGGCAAUACGGAACCGACAUUUGCGCGAAUUCAAUUGCAGAGUGAUGACGAUAUUGUACUGGAAGUGCAGUCUGCCAUGGCGGCCGAGUCGGAAGUGUUGGCACGGCAUCAAAUCCCCACCGCGUCGCAUAUCAGUCCACCCAAUCCCAAUUACAAAUAA